Elaeis guineensis (African oil palm) is the source of this 2325-nucleotide messenger RNA. RefSeq lists its product as uncharacterized. NCBI's taxonomy places the organism in Eukaryota, Viridiplantae, Streptophyta, Magnoliopsida, Arecales, Arecaceae. The record is from RefSeq and is a predicted model, not a curated record.
UCUAUUAUGACCCUUGCUUUGCACCCCCUCUCAGCUUCUUCCAAGCCAUAAUGACACAUCAUGAGCUUGGCCUCGGCAUCCACCCCUCUCCCCUCCCUCUCCUCUCCCUCUCCCCUUCCUCUCUUCAAACAAGAGCAAGGCGACUCCAGCCCCAAGCCUCCUCCUUUCUCCCCUCUCCCAGGCGUCGAACCAAGCGCCCCAACCGCCUCCGCCCCAAGCUCCCCAAAACCCUAAUCCCUCCAUCCCAAUCCCCACCUCAGCCGCCCCCUCGACCCCUCCCUCCCCCGCCUCCCGAUGAACCCGCCGCCGCCCACCCGGUCGUCGUCGUUGUCGAAGGAGAGGUGGAAGCUAUCGAGGGAGUGGUGCGGGCGGCGGAGGGAGUCCACCCGUUCCCUCCCGCCGGCCACCGAUGGUUCCCAGGACCGGUCCUCGACCUCGCCUUCCGGUUCGCCGCCCUUCUCGCGGUGCAGACGGUUGUUGCCGUCUGGUUCCUCGGCGGCGAGAGUGUCGAGGAUAGCAGGGGACGUGAAGAACAGGGGAGGAAGGCAAGGAAGGUGGAGAACGUGGCGGACGAGACAGUGGAGGAGUUUGAGAGGAUGAUGCUGGAGAUCAGGGCGAUGGCGAAGGAGGCGAGGGAGAACGAGAGGAAGGAUCUUGCUGAGGGGAAUAGAGUCAAGGAGGAGGUUGGCCGGGGGCUUGACCGCGUGAGGAAGAGUUUUGCUCAGGUUAUUUUGGAUGAGAAUUCUUCUUCUUCUUCUUCCUCUUCCAAGGGCAGGGAUGGGAAGAGAAGUGGAGGGAAAUCAAAUGAGAAAAGAAAGCCUGGACUUUUGAGCUCCAUUGCGAAGACUACGGAUGUUCCAAAGGGGUUUAGUGGGUCGAAGGGGAAGGAUGAGUCUGUUAAUGGUGGCACUGGUGGUAUUCAGCAGAUUGCUCAUCAAAAUCCUGUGAAGGAACCUUCAGCACUGGAGGAGCAAGGGAAGAAAAGAGCUCGUUGUUCUGCAAUGACGAAUAAGUUUGCUGAAGUGGAGGGUGAUACAGUUUCAUCAACUCAAGGAACUGAAAGAUUAGAAAAGGAUCAUGGUUCUUCUUCUAGUAGGACCAGAAACACUACAAGCAACCCAGAUUAUAUUGAAGGUGAUUUGUCCCUUGAGGUUAGCAGUUCCACAAAUGCUGCCUAUCGUUCUAGAAGUCAUACUCAAGCGGAUAUAUCGAAGGAGGCUUCUCUGAUGGAAAACAAAUCAAUGCUGGAGAUGCAGAAUAAUGAAAGUUCCACUAAAGCAAAUGGAAAAUCCUCCAUCGUAAACAGAAAUAUCAAGAAGAAAGCAGGGCUGGAUUCACAAACUAAGCAGGUUGAACACAAGUCAGUUCUUAAGAAAGACAAAGAUAGGCAGAUUGAUGAAGGGUACAAUCCGUGGUGGUUGAAACUUCCUUAUGUUCUAGCUAUUUUUCUACACAGAGGUUCUGAUGGCAACGGCCCAAAAGGACUUUACACCUUACGGAUGAACUCUUCAUCAGAUGAUGGAGAUUCUACAUCUUAUACUGUUGCUUUUCAAGAUCGUGGUGAUGCAACAAACUUCUGCUACUUAGUGGAGUCCUUUUUCGAAGAGCUAGGUGAUGUCAGUGCUGACAUUGUUCCUUUGACUAUUCAAGAACUUGAUGAGGCAGCAAGGGCAGGUGAAUUAAAGUUGAUUGUUGUUAGAAAGGGACAGCUUGAUUUGUAUGCUGGCCAACCUCUUGUUGAAGCAGAGACUGCAUUGCGUUCUUUGUUAGACUAGAAUCGAGAGAUUGUAGGGGGAAAAAUAGGUGAAGGGGUUUUUCUUCCGAGCAACAUUCGAAUAUAUCUGCUUGAAGUGGUGCAUUUAUUUAUGCUGAAUCACGCAUACCAUCUAUUCUUUUUCUGGGAUAGGAGAUUUUUGAACUGUAAAAUGUAGCAAUGGAAUCAUUGUAUUGAUACAGGUUAGAAUUGGUUUUCUCGUGGUUGACACCAUUGUUUUAGCUGGAGUUUUGCAACAGAAAUCAUAUGUAUUCACCGAAUAUUGAGGCCUAUAAAUGGCUUGAGAUGCUCAUGUAGCAGUACCAGCCCGCACCCAUGAUCAGAAAGUAACAUUUUCACCGAGCGUAUACAUCAUGUCAAAGUAUCAAAUGAAUUAUAUUUCAUGAUAUUUGAAACAUUUUUGCAAGAUUCACAAUAUGGCAAGUGCAAUUGUCUGGAUGAAGCCAUGAUAUACAGUAAUAAAUGUGAUGAUUUUUAAUGUAGCAAGAUAAUUUGACUGCUCAUCUUGCUUGACUUUUCAAUAUGUACUGUUUGAUAACUUCCUUGGUCUA